Symbiodinium sp. CCMP2592 is the source of this 1461-nucleotide messenger RNA. The record is from the annotation of a GenBank genome assembly. Lineage: Eukaryota; Dinophyceae; Suessiales; Symbiodiniaceae.
AUGACGUCGGUGGGCGGUGUUCCUCCCCCUGGAUUGAAUCCAACUGCUCCUCCCUCCACAAGUGAGGGCUUGUCCAUUGAAGAGCUGAAAGAGCAGGGAAACCUCGCCUUCAAGCGCGCUGCACUUUUGAAGCGAACGACGGCUUCAACGCAGUAUCUCAGUGAAGCCAAGUCCUACUACAUCCAGGCUAUCCAGCGAGUGGGGAAUGCAAAAGCGAAUGCCAGCAAUCUCGCGCUGGGGUGUGAAGUCAUUGCCGUUGCAGAGCCCCAUCAGCCCUUCGUCGCGCAGGAGCUUACUUCCAAUCAGCCUGUGAUGCAGGUUCUUCAGCCGUAUGUGACGAUGCUGGUGCCCGUCAUCGUGAACGCGUCCGGCCCUGUCAUGGCAGGGCAAGCACAGGCGGUUCCUGUGGCCGCCCCCAAUCAGGACUACACCGGUUCCUGGGCGUAUUCUCCAAACUCUCCCGAGAUGGGGCCAAUGGAGAAUGGAAACUUUGGCUAUGAUCCCUAUACCGACAUGGCUGGAGGAUACGAAUUUGGUUCGCUCAUGGAGGAUGAGGAAACGCGCGGACAUGCGCGGCGCCGCCGCCGCAUGCGCACCGCACAGCCGAAGGCACCAGGAAUGAUUCAAAGCUCUGCCCGCGGCUGUGGAGAGGAAAGCUCCUUGCUUUCCAAAGAGCGCUGCGACGAUCUUCGUCAGCAGCUGCAGGCCGGACAUGACGGCCUGUCACUGGCCAUGUCUGAGAUCUCUGAUAAGGUGUGGCCAUUGUCUCGUGAUGCAAAUGGAUGCCGCGUGGUGCAGUUGGCCAUGGAGAAGUCCAGCAAUGGUGUUGCCAAGGACUUGGCUGCUGAGCUACAUGGACAUGUGAGGGAGGCUGCUGUUUCCCCUCAUGCCAACUACGUGGUCCAGAAGGUCAUCACUCAGCUGAGUCCAGCGACCUCGGCGUUCAUCGCUGAAGAGCUCUUGGGCAACGCCGCUCGAUUCGCCAGGCAUCGCUUCGGUUGCCGAAUUAUGUGUCGCUUGUUGGAGCACUGCUCCUCUCAGGAGGGGACUCUCCGACUGAUCGACGAAGUCCUGGAGGAUCCCGCGGAGGCUUUGGAUCUUUGCCGUCACAACUUCGGACAUCAUGUGGUUCAGUCCAUACUGGAGCACGGAGAUGUGAGGUACAAGGAGCUAAUCGCGGAAGUCCUGCGUCACGACCUGCUUGCAAACGCUUCCCAUCGCAGUGCAAGCUAUGUCGUGGAGUCCGCUCUGUCACACUGCUCGGAGAAGGACCAACAAGCUUUGCUGCAGCAGCUGUCUCAUCCAAACAUGGUCGCCGAGCUGGCACAAGCCCGCUACGGCUUCUACGUGGCGAAGACUCUGCUGCAGCGCCCUGAAGUGGAUGCCGAGAUGCUGGCCCGCAACAUUCCGGCAGUGGCUGCCCUGCUCUCAAGCAGUGAACCAACCCUGGAGCUUCGCUGA